AUGCUUAGCACUCUCGAUUUUCUGAUAUACGGCGAGCAGCGCGGAAAACCGAAACGAAAAUUGAAAAAUGUCUCCUACAUGUACAUUGUCAAUAAAAACCAGCCGAUACGCGAUGAAAAUGGCAAGGCCCUACCCAGUGAUAGACUGCGAUUGUUGUUGAAUGAAAGGCUUGCGCGGCUUGGAAUUGAGCAACUGAAAGAUAUUCUCGACAAAAUUCUAGACAAACUCGAAAACGCCGAUGAAGCCCUUUAUUAUUUUGUGCUAGUGGCCACACAUCGUUUAGAUGAUUCGGAAUUCGCCGAGAGUUUGAAACAAUUGAGUGUCGAUCAAAAUCUGGCGCUGAAAUUCGAGGGCACGUUCCGCGCGCGACCCUGCACCGAGCCAUUGAUGCGAGAGAAUGUGCCGCAAAUCGCUUGGGACAUUUCAAAGGCGCUCAACGCGACGUUGGACGUCGUCGACGAGCCCGAACCGCCCAACGAUUUGCACAAUAUUGAGCCAAUCGACGAAUGGGGACUGAUUUCGGAGGAGUAUCGCAAGAUUUUGAAAAGCGAGGAGCUUUUGAAAUGUGUCGAUGAAAACAGGUCCAUCGAUUUUUUCCAUUUGGAUUCUCGAGAAGCGUUUGGCCGAUUUCUUCUCGAAAUGUACCGAGGAACGAGCAAUGAGGUUUUUCAGAUUGACGGAAUGAAUCAUUUCUAUUUGGCGAAACCCACAAGGAUUUUGAGCGAAUCAUUGGAAAUUUUCGACGAGUCGAUCAAUAUUUUUCAAGCGUGCUCGAACCUCUACGAGCUCGCCGCUGGUCAUUCAAGUGUCCUCUACCAAAUGAUUCAUGUGAUUGAGGAAAUGACAGAGUAUAGUCCGAUUCGACUCAAUGAUAUGGCCUUUAUUGGAAGUCGAUCAGCCGCCAUGCGAUAUUCGCGUCAGAUGUGGUCGCGAUUGAAUCGCAAAAUGAUUCAAUUCAUCGUGAAGAAGCUCGCCGAGAUGCUGACGUCGCCAGAAGCCGAGCUCUUCGAGUUGUUCGUGCCUGUCGAUGACGUGAAGGACAUCAAAGAACCUAGCAUUUGGCAGCGUUUGAACCCACUCAUUCUUGAAUCGUCAAAUUGCGUCGACGAGGCGCUCGCGAGUCGCGUCGUCGAUCUUGUCAUCGGCUAUCGAUUCUUUGUGACCGCCAAAAAUGGGAGCUACAAGUAUGACGAGACGACAUUUGGCAAGACCGACAUUCAGGAUGCCGUCGAGCUUGAGCUGUUCGCCAAAACGCCAGAGUUCGAGAAGCUCAUCGAGCGUGUUCUCGAUGAGCACGACGAUCUCGAAGGCUGCAUUUCGACGCUGCUCGACGUUCUACCAACGUCAACGCUCAUCGACAAAUACUGCCGGAUUGUUCUCGACGACUCGGUGCGAUUUUUCGGCUUCCUCAAAAAAUUCUUCACAACCGCCUACGUCCAUUUGAGGAGAAACAUAAAUUUGUCGCUUCUCACCAGCAUCGACAUCGACAAAAUGCACAAUUUCGGGUACGAUCGCAAAUUUUUGGGCGCGAUUGGCGUGCCGCGCGACAAACGCUCCGACUACUUCAACAUUUCAAUCGAGCCGAACGCGCCUUUAAACGUCUACGUGUCCGAAAGCGCUCAGGAGAUCUACAACAAUAUGUUCAGCAUUCUUCAAAUGCUUCACACCGCGUUGGACGCCGUCCUCGAGACGCACAAAAGCGAGACGCUUGUCCACGAGCCGUCGCUUCGAUACGCGUUCUUCCACAUGAACAACACGGUGUUUCUGAUUCGCAAGAACAUGCUCGGACUCAUCGACGUGGCGUUCGAGCGAAUGCAAAAAGCGUUGGAUUGGCGCGCGCGGCAACGUCGGCCGAAAACCGGCACCGAAUGGCUGAACGCGUGCUUUUUCGCGCAUCGCGCAUUCUUGCGCGAAAUCUCCGACGCCAUAAUGAUGAAGAUCAAUCGAAUGACGACGGGUGUCAUUAUUUCGAUGAUGGUCGAGAGUGUUCAGAAGGCGUCGCAAUCGUGCGCCGACGGCGACGCGGUCGGCGCCAGCAAUCACUACAAACAGUUUCUGCUCAAACUGAAAGUGUUCCUCGAUCAGUGUCGUCUCGACCGCGCGCGCUACGGAAUGUACAAAUGUCUCGAGAUCGAGGACGACUCGCCCGACGGCCGAAAAUCGCAGUUCUCCUCGUAUUCCGACGACAUCAGUUGUCGCAAUAUGGACAAUUAUGUGCCGGCCGAGGAGCGCGUCGAAGAAGCGGCGAAUCCGUUUCCGGAGGCGUUUCACGGUUGUCCGGUGAUGAGCGUCGGCAAGAAUUCGAAGUUCGCCAAACUGCACGCGUUCGUCAAUCGACACUUCGAGGACGCGUCGAAUCGCUUCGUCAUGUUCCAAUCGAUCGACGGCGCCACCGAUCGCGUCAUCUCGUGCGUCGAGGUCUUCAAACAGUGCCACGACGGCGAAUUGUACCAAUGGACGAAGAUCGCAUCGACGAAACGGAUAAUCUUGUGGAAAUGCGUUAUCGACGGACCGCGCGACAUCGUCGCCACCGUCGACGUGCCGGUGCUCUUCGUCCUCCUGUCGAAAGACGCGUUUCCGGCCGAGUUGAGCUGUCUGAGUAUGCAGUGCUCGACCGACAAAGACGUCGCGUUUCGCGAGCAUCAGCCGACGACGAAACGGACGCCGCAAAAGCGGCAGGCGUCGAAGCGCGGAAUGAACGCGUCGCAGACGAGCGGUAGCAAAUGGGCGAAACCGACGCCCGACCAACGGCGAAAAGAGCAAGCCGAGCGGCAGCAGGUGUUCGACGAAAUCGAAAAGGCCGCCUAG
This is a messenger RNA of Caenorhabditis bovis, 2808 nucleotides long. Lineage: Eukaryota; Metazoa; Nematoda; Chromadorea; Rhabditida; Rhabditidae. The record is from the annotation of a GenBank genome assembly.